CAGAUUGAAGUAAUUCCGUGCAAAGUAUGCGGUGAUAAAUCUUCCGGAGUCCACUAUGGAGUAAUUACCUGUGAAGGCUGUAAAGGUUUCUUUCGUCGUAGCCAAUCGGCUCUAGUCAAUUAUCAAUGCCCAAGACAAAAGAAUUGCACAGUUGAUCGUGUAAAUAGGAAUAGAUGCCAGUUCUGUCGUCUAAAGAAAUGCUUAGAACUUGGUAUGAGCCGAGAUGCAGUAAAAUUUGGCAGAAUGAGCAAAAAACAACGAGAAAAAGUUGAAGAUGAAGUCCGAAUGCAUAGACAAAUGGCUGAAGUCAACGGAAUGGGUUAUGGCAGUACAUUUGCAGUUGGUGAAUAUUCACCACCAGAAGUAAAGUAUCCAUCACCCUACAUUAACAGCUAUGAACCAGUUUAUGCUGCAACAACUUACGGAAACGCAGUGUACGCUGCUGCAGCUCCAGUCAGUUAUCCAACUGCACCUGGACAAGGUUAUUCCAUAGCUCAGCAAGCAGCUGUCCCGGCCCCGAAUGGUGAUUACCCAAGAGCAACAAUGGGAGCAACUCAGUCAGAUCAAUCUGAUGAGUCACUUAUAGCUAAUGUUGAAACCGCAUUCCACUCAGCCUACGGUGCUUCUCUUAAUGAACGAAAUUCCGCCGCCGCUAAUUCCAUGGAUGCUUACAUGGAACAGAGAUAUUGCAAUAUGGAUCGAUUAGAAGGCUGGAAACGUUUUGCUCAAGAAUUAACACGAAUAAUACAAAGCAUAAUUGAGUUUGCAAAAUUAGUGCAUGGUUUUUCAUCUCUUGGCCAAGAGGAGCAGAUAACUCUGCUAAAAGGAGGUGUUUUUGAGUUGGCAACAAUUGUCGUAUCACAAUUUUAUGAUAUUGAUUCCCAGUCAUUGAUCCUGAACCGUGAAAUUAUCCCAAUUACGGUGUUCCAGCCAAAUGAUCAAGCUGAAAUGCAAUUUGUUCUUGCGAUGCAUAGCUGUAUACAUGAAUUUGCGCAACUUCGCUUAACAUCAACUGAGUUAGCUUUACUAUCUGCUUGGAUAUUGUUAGAACGAUCCUCUUCUGGCACAUAUCUGGUGGAGCAACUGAGGAAUUGUUUACAAGAACGACUUGUGAUAAAUACACUUGUGGAAUUGAUCGCACGGUUACGUUUGUUGGCCCAAGAUCAUAUACAGCUGUUGGCACGUUUAGCUAGUAUAUAUCCACAAGUUUUUGAACGCGGUACAUUACCGGAGCUUUAUAAGGAACUUUUUACAUUAACGAAAAAUAAGACAAAGGAACAGAAAAAGGGUUAGUU
Enterobius vermicularis (human pinworm) is the source of this 1295-nucleotide messenger RNA. Lineage: Eukaryota; Metazoa; Nematoda; Chromadorea; Rhabditida; Oxyuridae. The record is from the annotation of a GenBank genome assembly.